AUGGGGUUGAAAUGUGAUACUUGCAAGACAGGAUUCCUUAAUCUGCAAGCAUCAGAUGUUGACGGAUGUGAACCUUGUAACUGCAAUGUUGAUGGAUCUACUGCAGCAUCGAUGGGUGCAUGUAAUGCUGCUGGUCAGUGUGAUUGUAAGGCCGAUGUGGUUGGCCUGAAAUGUGACACUUGUCAAGACGGGUUCUUUCUGACUGGUAGUGAUUUUGCUAAUGGCUGUCAACAAUGUGGUUGCUCCCUGUCGUCUGCAGUAUCACUGUCAUGUAACCAGUUAACAGGACAGUGUCCUUGUAAAUCUGGUUUGACUGGUCGCACUUGUGGCAUCAUCGAAGACUUCCACUGGUUGCCUUUCUUAGAGGGUCUCAUCUAUGAAGCAGAGUCUGCUUGGCUUAGUGGAGGAGCCAUGGUUGAGAGACGAGUCAGUGAUCUUAGCAAGUUUACUGGAACGGGUGGAGUGAGAAUGAGUGGUGAUGGUAAUCGCAUUACGUUUCGUGUUACCGUUCCACAGAGAUCAAUUCGGUAUAGACUGAUUAUUCGUUAUGAGGCACCAAGUUCAUUUGACAGUAUCGUGUUGUCAGCAGUGAGAUCAGGUGAUGGGGCAAGUGUACUUGCCGAUGAAGGCAUAUUACCAUCUGCACCUACAUUUGCUAAUCCUCACGAAAGACCGUUAACGGGACAGCAGAUUGCUGGCUCUGAACUGAUUGUUAACUUUACUUACAAUCUUAAUGCUGGAGCUGGAAAUCCCGCCGACGGAUUUUUUGUUGAUUCGCUUUUAUUUAUGCCAGUUUACACCGAUCUUUCAGAGUUUCAGGCGUUAUCUUUUGGUGAUCAAUUAGUGUUUCCAUUCACUUGCAAUGACGUGCGAGAAUCUGUACCACAGUCGUCUUCAGCAAGUCUCACAGAGUUUUGCAGAAAUAUCACUAUUCUAAUCAAUGCCGCUCUUUUCAAUGGAGCAUUGAAUUGUAGUUGUGAUAAUGUGGGAACAUUGGGUUCUAGUCAAGAGUGUGAAAAGCUGGGUGGUCAGUGUACUUGUGCAUCAAACAUUGUUACUCAAACUUGCUCAGCGUGUAGCUACACGUAUUUUGGAUUUGACAGUGCUGGCUGUGAAGCUUGUAUGUGUGAUGUGAUUGGAUCCAACUCAGUCGAAUGCAAUGAGACUGGUUAUUGUGAUUGCAAGGGAAAUGCAGGAGGGCAGAGAUGCAAUGUGUGUAAACCGACGUUCUUCAAUUUUAGCAGCAGCAAUUUAGACAUUUGUGAAAAUUGUUUGUGCAAUGUUCCUGGUUCUGAAUCAUCAGCUGGUGGGAGCUGCAAUGCUACAACAGGACAGUGUACAUGUAAAGCAAAUGUGAUGGGGUUGAAAUGUGAUACUUGCAAGACAGGAUUCCUUAAUCUGCAAGCAUCAGAUGUUGAUGGGUGUGAACCUUGUAACUGCAAUGUUGAUGGAUCUACUGCAGCAUCGAUGGGUGCAUGUAAUGCUGCUGGUCAGUGUGAUUGUAAGGCCGAUGUGGUUGGCCUGAAAUGUGACACUUGUCAAGACGGGUUCUUUCUGACUGGUAGUGAUUUUGCUAAUGGCUGUCAACAAUGUGGUUGCUCCCUGUCGUCUGCAGUAUCACUGUCAUGUAACCAGUUAACAGGACAGUGUCCUUGUAAAUCUGGUUUGACUGGUCGCACUUGUGGCAUCAUCGAAGACUUCCACUGGUUGCCUUUCUUAGAGGGUCUCAUCUAUGAAGCAGAGUCUGCUUGGCUUAGUGGAGGAGCCAUGGUUGAGAGACGAGUCAGUGAUCUUAGCAAGUUUACUGGAACGGGUGGAGUGAGAAUGAGUGGUGAUGGUAAUCGCAUUACGUUUCGUGUAACAGUUCCACAGAGAUCAAUUCGGUAUAGACUGAUUAUUCGUUAUGAGGCACCAAGUUCAUUUGACAGUGUCGUGUUGACAGCAGUGAGAUCAGGUGAUGGGGCAAGUGUACUUGCCGAUGAAGGCUUAUUACCAUCUGCACCUACAUUUGCUAAUCCUCACGAAAGACCGUUAAUGGGACAGCAGAUUGCUGGCUCUGAACUGAUUGUUAACUUUACUUACAAUCUUAAUGCUGGAGCUGGAAAUCCUGUUGACGGAUUUUUUGUUGAUUCGCUUUUAUUUAUGCCAGUUCACACCGAUCUUCCAGAGUUUCAGGCGUUAUCUUUUGGUGAUCAAUUAGUGUUUCCAUUCACUUGUAAUGACGUGCGAGAAUCUGUACCACAGUCAUCUUCAGCAAGUCUCACAGAGUUUUGCAGAAAUAUCACUAUUCUAAUCAAUGCCGCUCUUUUCAAUGGAGCAUUGAAUUGUAGUUGUGAUAAUGUAGGAACAUUGGGUUCUAGUCAAGAGUGUGAAAAGCUGGGUGGUCAGUGUACUUGUGCAUCAAACAUUGUCACUCGAACUUGCUCAGCGUGUGACUACACAUACUUUGGAUUUGACAGUGCUGGCUGUGAAGCUUGUAUGUGUGAUGUGAUUGGAUCCAACUCAGUCGAAUGCAAUGAGACUGGUUAUUGUGAUUGCAAGGGAAAUGCAGGAGGGCAGAGAUGCAAUGUGUGUAAACCGACGUUCUUCAAUUUUAGCAGCAGCAAUUUAGACAUUUGUGAAAAUUGUUUGUGCAAUGUUCCUGGUUCUGAAUCAUCAGCUGGUGGGAGCUGCAAUGCUACAACAGGACAGUGUACAUGUAAAGCAAAUGUGAUGGGGUUGAAAUGUGAUACUUGCAAGACAGGAUUCCUUAAUCUGCAAGCAUCAGAUGUUGACGGAUGUGAACCUUGUAACUGCAAUGUUGAUGGAUCUACUGCAGCAUCGAUGGGUGCAUGUAAUGAUACUGGUCAGUGUGAUUGUAAGGCCGAUGUGGUUGGCCUGAAAUGUGACACUUGUCAAGACGGGUUCUUUCUGACUGGUAGUGAUUUUGCUAAUGGCUGUCAACAAUGUGGUUGCUCCCUGUCGUCUGCAGUAUCACUGUCAUGUAACCAGUUAACAGGACAGUGUCCUUGUAAAUCUGGUUUGACUGGUCGCACUUGUGGCAUCAUCGAAGACUUCCACUGGUUGCCUUUCUUAGAGGGUCUCAUCUAUGAAGCAGAGUCUGCUUGGCUUAGUGGAGGAGCCAUGGUUGAGAGACGAGUCAGUGAUCUUAGCAAGUUUACUGGAACGGGUGGAGUGAGAAUGAGUGGUGAUGGUAAUCGCAUUACGUUUCGUGUGACCGUUCCACAGAGAUCAAUUCGGUAUAGACUGAUUAUUCGUUAUGAGGCACCAAGUUCAUUUGACAGUGUCGUGUUGACAGCAGUGAGAUCAGGUGAUGGGGCAAGUGUACUUGCUGAUGAAGGCAUAUUACCAUCUGCACCUACAUUUGCUACUCCUCACGAAAGACCGUUAAUGGGACAGCAGAUUGCUGGCUCUGAACUGAUUGUUAACUAUACUUACAAUCUUAGUGCUGGAGCUGGAAAUCCCGUCGACGGAUUUUUUGUUGAUUCGCUUUUACUUAUGCCAGAACACACCGAUCUUCCUGAGUUUCAGGCGUUAUCUUUUGGUGAUCAAUUAGUGUUUCCAUUCACUUGCUAUGACGUGCGAGAAUCUGUACCACAGUCGUCUUCAGCAAGUCUCACAGAGUUUUGCAGAAAUAUCACUAUUCUAAUCAAUGCCGCUCUUUUCAAUGGAGCAUUGAAUUGUAGUUGUGAUAAUGUGGGAACAUUGGGUUCUAGUCAAGAGUGUGAAAAGCUGGGUGGUCAGUGUACUUGUGCAUCAAACAUUGUCACUCGAACUUGCUCAGCGUGUAACUACACGUAUUUUGGAUUUGACAGUGCUGGCUGUGAAGCUUGUAUGUGUGAUGUGAUUGGAUCCAACUCAGUCGAAUGCAAUGAGACUGGUUAUUGUGAUUGCAAGGGAAAUGCAGGAGGGCAGAGAUGCAAUGUGUGUAAACCGACGUUCUUCAAUUUUAGCAGCAGCAAUUUAGACAUCUGUGAAGUUGUGAUUAUUUGCAUUAUUUUCUUAAAGUUUGCAGAAGUAGCCAAACUGACGUCAAAGAGAUACAAAAGAGCUUUGUCUCGUACUAGAAAAGUGGCUGUCAGUCAGAUAGGAUGUUUUAUAAUUUGUGAUACGUGGCAAGACAAAAUGAGAUGUGGUACUGUAACUGGAAAGGCCGAUUCUUUAAAGCGACAUUGUCAAGAUCUGUGCACGUGUUUGUGCAUGUAG
Molecule: messenger RNA, 4206 nt
Organism: Corticium candelabrum
Lineage: Eukaryota; Metazoa; Porifera; Homoscleromorpha; Homosclerophorida; Plakinidae
Exons: 27
Coding region: 1-4206 (1401 amino acids)
Biological process (GO): tissue development; animal organ morphogenesis
Source: RefSeq, a predicted model, not a curated record